GUCGUCACAUUGUGCUCAUGUGUAAACGAUGAGGUCCACGACCAAACUGAAAUUCCCCGAACCAUCCUCACUCAUUCUCCACUUAACCUCUACAUACAUUGUACAGAGGUAUCCUGGUAAAGCACGAAAUAAAAAAGGCGCUUGGAAGCUGGAAAGAUACGUUGUCUGUCCGCAAUCGGAGGACGCGAUUCUUCAAGUGGUUAUUUUGGCAUAAGAUCAGACCCUCUCCAUCACCAUGUCAGUGAAGUCGGAUGGGAAGAGGAAGUGGGCGGCGGUGAGGGGCCAUCUGGGCUCCUCCCAGGACUCAGACACCCAGCUGGAGGCCAACCUGGAGAGUGCCGACCCAGAGCUGUGCAUCCGCAUGCUCCAGGUGCCCAGUGUGGUCAACUACUCUGGGCUGAAGCGUCGUCUGGAGGGCAGCGAGGAGUCCUGGAUGGUCCAGUUCCUGGAGCUGAGUGGGCUGGACCUGCUGCUGGAGGCCCUGGACAGGCUAUCUGGGAGGGGCUGCUCCCGCAUCACAGAUGCCCUGCUGCAGCUUACCUGUGUCAGCUGUGUCCGGGCCGUCAUGAACUCAUCUGCUGGGAUCCACUUUAUCGUGGAGAAUGAGGGCUACAUCCGCAAACUCUCCCAAGCCUUGGACACGUCCAAUACCAUGGUGAAGAAGCAGGUGUUUGAGCUGCUUGCUGCCCUGAGCAUGUUCUCCUCUGAUGGGUACCGUCUGGCCCUGGAUGCCCUGGACCAUUACAAGGGUGUGAAGACCCAGCUGUAUCGCUUCAGUGUGAUCAUGAACGAGCUGCAGGCCACAGACAACAUGCCCUACAUUGUCACCCUCCUCAGUGUCAUCAACGCCAUCAUCUUUGGGACAGACGACCUGCAACAGAGAGACAAGAUCCGCAAGGAAUUUAUUGGAUUACAAUUACUUGAUAUACUGCCCAAAUUUAGGUGA
Molecule: messenger RNA, 946 nt
Organism: Oncorhynchus mykiss (rainbow trout)
Lineage: Eukaryota; Metazoa; Chordata; Actinopteri; Salmoniformes; Salmonidae
Source: RefSeq, a predicted model, not a curated record